Hemisphaericaspora subhashii is the source of this 1785-nucleotide messenger RNA. RefSeq lists its product as uncharacterized. The record is from RefSeq and is a predicted model, not a curated record. The transcript has a single exon. Bases 1 to 1785 code for a protein of 594 amino acids. NCBI's taxonomy places the organism in Eukaryota, Fungi, Ascomycota, Pichiomycetes, Serinales, Debaryomycetaceae.
AUGUCACAUAGAUCAUUAUUUAAAGGAAAGAAGUUCAGUAAAGAAUCAACUCCAUUAUCCAAUAGUUCAUCUCGUAUUACAUCAGCAUCGAGAACUCCAAUACGUAAUACUGAAGAUUCAGAUGAUGAAGAAGGUGAUGAACGAGAACAACUUGAAUAUCUUAAAUUAGAAGAAUUAUUAAGAGAAAAAUUAACUAGUUUGCAAAAUACUGAAAUANUUGAAUAUCUUAAAUUAGAAGAAUUAUUAAGAGAAAAAUUAACUAGUUUGCAAAAUACUGAAAUAGAAACAAGUAAAGAAGAUAGAAUUAGUGUUGGCGAUAGAAGACAACAUACUGCUAAUUUAUUAAAUGAAACUAGAAUUCAAUCAAAAGCAACUACAAUUACUGAUAUAAUUGUUUCUUUAAGUUUUAGUAGAACUGAUGUUAGUUCUCAUUCAAGAGAAUUGUUAUUAGCUCAAUUAUAUAAACUCAUUGUAUCGAAACCAAUCAUAGUUGCUAAUGAAGAAAAUAUUGGUACUAAUAAUUAUGUUGAUGAAGAUAAAGUGAAUAAAGUUAUUAAUAUGUUUGUUGUUGGUGAUUAUAGAAGUAAUAUUGAAUUUGAAUAUUUAUUCAAAUCAGUGAUCGCAUUAGUUUGCAGUGAUAUAGAAGACUUUGGUUCUUUGGUUACAAAUGAGUUUUAUACCUACAUCAAUAAAUUAUUAGUAGAACCAGCUACAAGUAUAAUCACCAAUCAAAACAAAGCAUACAUCAUCAGUGGAUAUGUCUCCCUUAUUCUCGUGCUUCAUCAUGGAUCUUCCGAGUUUGGUAUCGAUGACAGAAUCCUAGUCUUGAUGGAUAUUGCUGAAGGUUAUACUGCCAGUUCAACAGCUCUCAAGAAACAAGUGGAAACUGGAGACAGAGAACAUGCAACAUUCAUAACUGAUAAGAAUAUGGAUAAACGUUUAAUCAACGAAGCCAAUUCAAAAGUAGCAGAAGAAGCACUAGUAUCAGUCACUGCCUUACAUGGAAUUGGAUGUCUUUUGACAUUAUUACCCAAGGGAAAUUUCUUGAAUGAAUUUGUUCAAGAUUUAAUGAUUAGGUUGAUUCCAUUAUUGGAUAAUGAUGAAAAUCGAGAUAUUGCAAAAGCUGCAGGUAGGACAAUUGCUGUUAUUUAUGAAAAGUAUGAUUAUUCAUUAGAAGAAGAUGAAGAAGAUGGAGGAGCUCAAUUUGAUGAAGAUUAUAAUGUAAAUUCUCCAUAUUAUGAACAAGAACAAUUAUUCGCCAUAUUGGAAAGAUUAUUGAAUUUAUCUUCUAAAAAAGUUUCUAAAAAGGAUAAAAAGGAAGUUAAUUCUGUCUUUAGAAAUAUCUCAAACACUGUAAGGACAUAUGUAGACCCAAGUAAACGAGAGUUGGUAUAUAAGGGUACACCGGAAGGUUUACAGUUACAAAGCUCAACUAUUGAUUCUUCUUCGAUAAAGUUAUCCAAGUAUAAAACGUUAAGGAUAAAUACAUGGUAUUCAUAUAUUAGAUUAAAGCAUUUAAGAUGGUGUUUUAGUUUUGGAUUACAUUCACAAUUAUUAGUUAAUGAAUCAAUACGAGAUAUUUUGAAAACUCCAGACAACGAGUAUCAAUAUGGAAGUACUAGUCAAGCCGAUUUCUUUGAAGAUAUAGCUGAUGAAGAUCAUGCUGUUGUGAAUGAAUAUUUCGAAUAUAGGAAUUCAGUUAAUGAGAAAUCGAGAAAGGAAAAGAGAAAGAAAGACCGGUUGGCUAAACUAGGUGAUCAAUUUGGUGAAUUAUCAAUGGCGUAG